AUGAACGACACAAUGCUCUACGAGCCAUUUCCCACCCCAACAGGCCCGACCCAAGAAGAGCGCGCCGCCGAGGACCAGCUCUUCCGCAGAAUGCGGCUCAUCCAACAAUACGCCAGGCAGACCAGAGACCUCCGGAGCCAAGCCAGCCGGGGCCUGAUUGACAACGUGGAGGAAGAGCUUUUGGUGGUGGGCCAAACUCUCUUGUCGCAGGACGAUCUGAGCGCCGGCCAGUGGCUCGAGCUGGCGGCGGCCCUGUUCGGCGAGCAGCAGCCACACCUCGUCUACCGCGCGCCGACCGGCAUGGAGCAGCGGUGGCACAUCAUGCUGGACGACGCCGAGGCGACGCGGGACAUGGCCAACACCGCGGGCCGCACGGCGCUCGAGGAGAUCCGUAUGCCGAGCGCCAACGUGCCGCGGUCCCGCGAGUGCGCCCCGAGGCGCCGCCAGCUCGACACUCCCCCGCGGCGCCGCCAGCCCGGGGCCCUGCUGCGGCCCGAGACCACGGCCACGCAGCUGCUCGCGCAGCUGCCCGACACUAACAGGGGCCUGGUCGGGUACGUGAGGCGGGACCUCGAGGGGGCGGGCCGGAGGGGCGAGACGCUGGGCAGCAUGCGGGAGGGCACCAGGCUCGGGUUCGACGUGAUCGAGCGGAACCGGGAGAACCUCGACAUGCGCACCGGCGACAUGGAGGCGGGCGCCGAGGUCGUCCUGUUUGACGACUUCAUGGAUGCCGCCUACAGGGACCGCGGGGUCUACGGCGACGCGGGCGGAGACCCGGUGCGCUCCGAGAACGAGCCCCGGCGCCGAUUCCAGGCUGCGAGGGCGGCUGCUCCGGUCCGGCCAGCUCUCCUCCGCAUAUAA
Messenger RNA from Gaeumannomyces tritici R3-111a-1, 861 nucleotides. RefSeq lists its product as hypothetical. The transcript has a single exon. Bases 1 to 861 code for a protein of 286 amino acids. Lineage: Eukaryota; Fungi; Ascomycota; Sordariomycetes; Magnaporthales; Magnaporthaceae. The record is from RefSeq and is a predicted model, not a curated record.